Messenger RNA from Ectocarpus sp. CCAP 1310/34, 564 nucleotides. Lineage: Eukaryota; Phaeophyceae; Ectocarpales; Ectocarpaceae. The record is from the annotation of a GenBank genome assembly.
AUGGACGAGGAAACAUAUUUCAAGCUCCGCAUGGCCACGCCCAUGAAGAGGGUGUUUGACACCUACGCCGACCGCAAGGGCGUAUGCAUAACCACGCUGCGAUUCCUCCUCAACGGCGAGCGUGUCGGUUGCGAUGAUACCCCCGCGUCACUGCAGCUCGGGCCACAGGAUUGACCCUUUCCACGUACCGCGACGACUGCUGCUGCAAGGGAGAGCCAAGGGGUACCCGUAUUUCUUAAGUACCUUGUUGUUCCUCCGUGUAAUUAAUUCUUUCGAUAAGAAGCCUGCACCUGGCUCGUGUUUCAGUCCUUUCUUUCACGUUUGAAAACGUCUCUGUGGUCGGCCCAGCCAGAUGAAAGAGAGUAUCGUUUGCGGUGACCACAUGCUUCCAGAAUAUCAGACGUCCCCGUUACGUCUGAAGAUCUGUUCGACCCAGAUCACAUGAAAAGCAUCGUUUACAACCACCUCGCACAAUCUUGGAUAUUGCCUCUUGUAGGGCAUUGGAUAGGCCGUGACGUAGGGGUGCCAAAGUUAACCAUUUUCUUGGAGGUCAGCGUCGUUGGC